Molecule: messenger RNA, 909 nt
Organism: Bolinopsis microptera
Lineage: Eukaryota; Metazoa; Ctenophora; Tentaculata; Lobata; Bolinopsidae
Product: mitochondrial import receptor subunit TOM40 homolog
Exons: 7
Coding region: 1-909 (302 amino acids)
Biological process (GO): protein import into mitochondrial matrix
Cellular component (GO): mitochondrial outer membrane translocase complex; mitochondrial outer membrane
Molecular function (GO): transmembrane protein transporter activity
Source: RefSeq, a predicted model, not a curated record
AUGGGGAAUAUUGCUGCAUCAGCAAAGUCAGCACCACCGCCAGAUGACAUACCUGAAUUGGGUAUUGGAUCAGGAGAUCCUGCAAAGGAUCCAGCUCCAGAUAAUGAUCAGUCUGACUCUUCUAGAGUUGGGUCUUUUGAGGAACUUCCACGUAAGACGAAAGACGUCCUUGCAAAACCGUUUGAGGGUUGCAAAUUCACCUGGAACAAAAUGAUUACAGACAGAUUUCAAGCCACUCAUACCAUCAACAUGUCCUCAUUCAAACCUGCAGCCUAUAAGUUUGGUACCACUUACGUUGGAGGAAAGAAAUUGGGGCCUAAUGAGCAAUAUCCUAUUCUUAUCAGUGAGUACGGAGGUGGAACAGUCCAGUUUCAAGGAAUUCAUUCAUUUACUAGUGAGAUACAAGCCAAGGCAGUCAUCCAUGCUACUGACAAAUCAUUCUCGAUGUAUCAAGCUGACAUUGGUUACAAGGGGGACGAUUUCUCAGCUCAAUUAACUGGUGUUAAUGCCAGUAUUAUUAAUCCACAGGGAAUCUGGGUCGGCCACUAUCUUCAGAAAGUAUCAAAGCACUUAUCACUGGGAGGAGAGUUAAUGUUCCAACAUGGUAUGGGAUCUAAAGCUGCUGUUAUCACGUACGGAGGAAUGUACAAAGACGACAAAAGCGAAUUCGUGGUAAAGACGGGUGAACCAGGAACCCACUUCUGUUACUACCAGAAAGGAAACGAGCAGGUGGAAUGUGGGGUGGAGUUCGAGUACGUCAAACAGAUCGGCGAGUCCGUCACCACCUUCGGCUACUCCAUCGACCUACCCAAAGGACUCUCCAAAUUUAAGGGAUCCAUAGAUUCGGACUGCCUGACAGUCAAGGGAAUUGUCCCAGUUAAAAGUACACCGGGCAUUAGUCAGCAUUGA